GACCUAGCUUCCAAGCCAUGAGGCGUGACCCAGAACUGCGCCAAGCUACCUCCCCAACCUUCCACGCUGUACGGGGGGACACCGUACUCAUCACCGUCGCCGUCGACAAGCCUCUCCUCGCCCGGAGCGUCGCCAUCCAAUGGCACGGCACCGGCGAGACUGGCACGCCGGCGGCGGCCGAUGGCAUCAAGGGCCACACCUUGACGUACAAUUUCGUGGCAGACAGGCCGGGCACGUUCACCUUCCGCGCGCGCUACGGCCGCAACCGCGCGGCGACUUUCACCGACGCGCAGGGACGUGAGGCCUGGCCGUCCGCCGCCGGCGACCACGCACACACCGAUCGUGUCCGCGUGCCACGCAGCCAAGAGGGGCCUUCCGCCUGCCGACGAACACGCACCCCUCCACGGACCGCCCACCAAGAGCUCGUCUACGUUCGCGGUGGCCGGGGCCAUGCGUGCGUCGAAGCGCAACUCAUGGCAGGUAACACCACUAUCUACCUCAAUGACGAAGGCCCGGUUGAGUGGCUCCUCCGAUUGUCCGCCCUCGGAUUGACGGCCGCGGCCUUGUGGGUCUGUGGUGUAUGCGGCGGGCGGCGUGCCACUGUUAUGCGCCGCAGAGGAGACGGCCCAUUGGACGUAAGGUUUGUAGGUCGAGCAAAUCCUCACGUUUCAUGGGCUCCCAGCUUCCCGCCGCCUUGAGUUAGUAUUGUCAAAAAAAAUUCCCACUGUAAAUAAACAUAUGUGGUAGUUUUCUUUCUAUUGAAAUUUUGGUGUUGUUGCUUCAUUAAUUUGCACAUCGAGUUUGUAGAAAUUUCAUUGUAAUCUAGUGGAAAUGAAUUUGAUUGUGUAAUAGUAGUUGUCUAACUUAUGUGUAAAUGGUUGUGUGUACUCCAGAUGUUUGUAACAAUUAUCUAUUGUUGUCUUGCUAA
Molecule: messenger RNA, 928 nt
Organism: Triticum dicoccoides
Lineage: Eukaryota; Viridiplantae; Streptophyta; Magnoliopsida; Poales; Poaceae
Exons: 2
Coding region: 18-698 (226 amino acids)
Source: RefSeq, a predicted model, not a curated record